CCACUUUCUAUCGACAAUUCUCUUCAUCUUCUUUCCCUCUUUAUGGCUUUCUUACAAUAUUUCCUAAUCCUAAGCCUUAUGGUCCUUUCAAUAAGCAAUGCUCAGUGGCCACCUUCACCUGGCUUCUGGCCAAGCUCUAAGUUCAGGUCCAUGAGCUUUUACGACGGAUAUAGAAACCUCUGGGGUCCUACUCACCAAAGAUUUGAUCAAAAUGCAUUAACAAUUUGGCUUGAUCGUACCUCAGGAAGUGGGUUCAAGUCUGUCCGUGCAUUUCGAUCUGGGUACUUUGGUGCCUCCAUUAAGCUUCAAUCGGGUUACACUGCCGGAGUCAUAACAGCUUUCUAUCUCUCGAACAAUGAAGCUCAUCCGGGUUUCCACGAUGAAGUUGACAUUGAGUUCCUGGGGACUACAUUUGGGAAGCCUUAUACCUUGCAGACAAAUGUAUACAUAAGAGGGAGUGGGGAUGGGACGAUUAUUGGCAGAGAAAUGAAGUUUCAUUUAUGGUUUGAUCCCACCAAAGACUUUCAUCACUAUGCAAUAUUGUGGAGUCCUAAAGAACUCAUAUUCCUCGUGGAUGAUGUUCCCAUAAGGAGGUACCCGAGGAAGAGUGCAGCAACCUUUCCACUGAGGCCAAUGUGGGUAUAUGGCUCCAUAUGGGAUGCCUCCUCAUGGGCCACCGAAGAUGGCAAAUAUAAAGCCGACUAUAGGUACCAGCCAUUUGAGGCAAGGUACACCAAUUUCAAAGCCAGCGGUUGCUCUGCCUUUGCACCCGCUUGGUGUCGCCCGGUCUCCGCCUCUCCAUACCGGUCCGGUGGGCUGACUCGACAACAAAACUGGGCCAUGAGAUGGGUUCAAAGCCACCAUAUGGUGUAUGACUAUUGCAGGGAUCCCAAGCGAGACCAUUCCCUAACACCCGAGUGCUGGGGUUGAAAAUAAAAUUGGAUUUUUUACUGUUUGCUUGCAUUACGCUAUGCAAAGGACAUUACUCAAAUUUUUACUUCUUUAUUUUUUAUUAAAAAAAAUAGUGAUAGUUUAUUUA
Juglans regia (Persian walnut) is the source of this 1039-nucleotide messenger RNA. Its product is annotated as probable xyloglucan endotransglucosylase/hydrolase protein 32. Lineage: Eukaryota; Viridiplantae; Streptophyta; Magnoliopsida; Fagales; Juglandaceae. Gene Ontology annotation, cellular component: cell wall; apoplast. Bases 43 to 930 code for a protein of 295 amino acids. The transcript is spliced from 4 exons. Gene Ontology annotation, molecular function: hydrolase activity, hydrolyzing O-glycosyl compounds; xyloglucan:xyloglucosyl transferase activity. The record is from RefSeq and is a predicted model, not a curated record. Gene Ontology annotation, biological process: cell wall biogenesis; xyloglucan metabolic process.